Bactrocera neohumeralis is the source of this 3430-nucleotide messenger RNA. It is a transcript of the gene Sox14, whose product is annotated as putative transcription factor SOX-14. NCBI's taxonomy places the organism in Eukaryota, Metazoa, Arthropoda, Insecta, Diptera, Tephritidae. Bases 1488 to 3131 code for a protein of 547 amino acids. Gene Ontology annotation, molecular function: DNA-binding transcription factor activity, RNA polymerase II-specific; RNA polymerase II cis-regulatory region sequence-specific DNA binding. Gene Ontology annotation, biological process: anatomical structure morphogenesis; positive regulation of transcription by RNA polymerase II; cell differentiation. The record is from RefSeq and is a predicted model, not a curated record. The transcript is spliced from 2 exons.
UAUAUUAUAUGUAUGUGUCAUUUUCAUCUGCAUUAUUUUUUUGUAUAAAGGUGUAACUUAAUUCAGGUUUAUUCGAACUAUAAGAACAAUAAUAGAACAAUCUUUCUUAAAUACAUACAUAUGUACAUAUACAUACAUCUACAUGCGUGAGUACAUAUGUAUGUAUUUAAUUAUAUUUUCUGUCGAAAGAAAAAUGUAUGAAAAUAGUUAAUUAAUAUGACGAAACUAAUAUUUACUACGCUGUGAAUGCAUAGCUAUAUACAUAUGAACAUUUAUACACAUGCAUAUGUAUAUUCAUGUAAACGAUUGCAUAUGUACAUACGUAUGUACAUAUAUAUACAAGUGUGUAUGUAAGUAGAUACAUACAAGCAUUCUAUAAUACAGGUACCAUGUGUUCAACUGAGUACUAAAAGAUAAAUUCGAACAAUACUAUAAUGAGUAAUAACCCAGUAGAAAAAGGAUUAUACAUAACAUGAGCUAUUUGAAUGGUUGGAGUGUCUAAAAUUUCGAAAAAAAUCAUUCUCAUAUUGACAAAAUAAAAACUAUGUCACAGCUCUCCUCAAAUAGAAUGUUUUCCACACGAUCCAAAUGUACACAAAGAUAGGAAUUUUCAACAAUAUAGGCUGGUCUACAUUUAAUAAAUAAUAUAUUUUACUGUUUUCCUUCUUCUUUAAACUUCUAUAAAUGUAAUUAUUUAUUUAUGCUUCGAAGUCCAUGCAGUAUUUUUUACUGUUUUCCUUCUUUUUACAUACAUUUGUAUAUAUGGUUUGCAUAUAUGUAUGUAUGUAUGUACAUAAGUAUGUACAGACAUGAAAGUAUAUGAAGCGAAUACAAAUGUUAAUUUUACCUUGACUUAUUAUGACGUUGUUUAUCAGUUCAACUGCAAAUAUACAACAUUCAUUAUUAAGCAAAAUAUUAUGCGUACAUACAUAAAUACAUCCAUACAUACAUAUGUAUGUAUGUACAUACAUUGUAUUAUUAUAGUAAAUAUGAAUUCAUGUCAACAUGCCCAUACAUACGUGUAUAUACUAUAUGUGCAUACAUAUAUUUAUUUGUUUUUAUAAAAUAUAAAUUUACUAACAGUUGAUAUAUGUAUAUGUACAUACAUAUGUCGGUAAAUACUUAAACAGACCUAGACUUUUAUGCACAUGUAUAUGUUCGUAGUAUAUGCAUACAUUCACAUACAUAUGCAACUACAUAUGUACAUAUACAUAUGUAUGUGUAAUCUAUAUCAAUAUCUACAGUGUGUGAAAUAAAAAUAUAUAAUGUGAAAUCUUGAAUCUAAGCACAUAUACAUACGUACAUGCAUAUAAUAUUUACUAAUAUGUAUCCACGCCAUAAAAAACACUGCCAAUCAUAAGCGUGCAUUUAACAGUUUAAAAUCCACAAAACUAUAAUUAAACGCUCCUUAAACAGUUGAUUUUAAAUUUGAAUAAAAAACUAUAAUUCGUUGAGCAUGUGAUAUUGAAGAUUAAAAUUUUGACAAAAUGGAUGGUUUUAACUUUCAAGCUUUUAUGAAAUCCGACAUGAUCUCUCCUAGUAAGUCUCAGGAAUUCGAGUAUAAUGAUGGGCAUUUGAAAUCUGAUGAAUUGAUUUUUGGUUCGCAGCGAGUCAAUUUGAAUUCCAGCACACCUUAUUCAGAUGCAACCCAGACGAAGAAACAUUAUCCUGGUCAUAUAAAAAGGCCAAUGAAUGCAUUUAUGGUAUGGAGUCAAAUGGAAAGACGAAAAAUAUGUGAAAAGACGCCUGAUCUACAUAACGCCGAAAUAUCUAAAGAGCUUGGUAGGCGUUGGCAAUUAUUGGAUAAAGAAGAAAAGCAGCCUUAUAUAAUUGAAGCCGAAAAUUUGCGCAAACUGCAUAUGAUAGAAUAUCCUGAUUAUAAAUAUAGACCUCAGAAAAAACAGUCACGAUUUUUUACUUCAAGACAUAGUAAUGACAAAUCAUAUCGCGGUGCAAAAUGUCAUGAAAUUGUAAAGAAAGCAUUAAUACCUCAGUCGUCUUUUUCUGAGCAAAAGGGUAAACAAGGUAUAAUUAGUGGCAGUACAGAUGGAAUUCAACGGUGUAAUCGAAGCUCGAAAAAAAAUACUUCCAAGGCCGUCUCUACUAACCAAAAAAAAAUAAUUAAAAUGAAAGAAACGUCUCCUAUAUUUAAAUCUGCAGAUAUAUGCAAAGGAGAAGAUCCCAUUAAUUACUUACCACAUAAUUCAAAUGAUAGAAACUCUUACAGUGAUACAAAUAUCUGUGAUAUUAACUCAGGGAUUGUUGAUAAUAUACCUAGUUUAGAUCCUAUUGAGCCGUCCGACUUUAAUCAUUUGAAAAGUGGCCCAGAAUUUCCACUUGAAGAUGUUUUAAAACUAAUAAACUCUGAAAACUUUUUGGACCAGCAAUUUGAGCUUCAUAACCCCAGAAUCGAGUUUUCACAUGAAAGCGCACUUAAUUCUGAACAAAUAAAUGUAAACGAUGUUUCUCCGAUCUCAUGUUUCCGCAAAGAGGACAACAUAGUAAAUGAUGCUAAUUUACAUCUUGCCAGUCAUCACUCUCACCAAAUGCAAUAUCCAUAUGAAACAGUGAAACUUCCCGUUUUUAAUUCCUUACUAUCUUCGCGAGAUGACAACAAGCAUCUGAGUAUUAUCAACUCUUCAACUGACGAUUCAAACUGUGGCAUUAUAAAUCAAUCCUUAUAUUGUACUGACGAAUGCGAAUCUGAUAAUCAUGACGCAACGAUGCAACAACAAACCGUAACAAUGAAUAUUGAGAUUCAUAACAGUAAUCGGUUAUGUAGAACAGACCGAAAUAAUGGACUUAUUGUUGGAGAUGACGUAUGUGCAAUAUCAAUUCCAUGUACCAGCGUCGAUAGCGAUUGCAGUAUUUUAACAUCGCCGCAUUCGCCACAAAUAAGAUUAAAUAACGCUAGUACAAAUGUAAUAGUGGAUACAAGUUUUGCCAAUAUUUCUCCACUAUCAAUUACUAACUGUAAUCAUGACAUUCAUUCUGAAAAUCUUAAUUCAUCGAACUAUACAUUUUAUGAUACCAAUGGAGCUCUUCUUGCUUUUACCUAUGAUGACCUCCCACCGGAAUCUUCAGGCAGCCAUUUGGAGUUUAGCAAUAGAUAUGAGUUUUCUAGUCUUUAAAAUAGGACAAAUUCAUUAUUAAUAUAGUGGUACAGACAUAUGUAUAUACUUACAUAAAUUGAAUUAAACAUUGUAUAAUAACCUUUAAAUGCAUAAAAAAGUAAUAUGAAACUCUUAACAACAAUUUAAUGCAUAUAUCAAAUUUAGGUUUAAGCACGUCACAUGAAAUUAUACAAAUUGUAUUCAUUUUUUUUUUAUUUUAAAUCGAUUUCCAUAAUGCUUCUUCAAUACACGUAAGUUCUUAUGUGUUGUCAGUUCAGGAACCUCCAAUAAUUAUUAAAAAUUAAAUUUUAAAAUAA